GCCCGGGCUGGCACAUUUUAAAAUACCAGUGUUUGCCAGAGCAGCCUCGCCAAAUCCUCAUGAAGAUGAACAUAAUGAUGUACAGAAAAAGACUUUUACAAAAUGGAUAAAUGCUCGCUUUUCCAAGAGUGGGAAGCCCCCAGUUAAGGACAUGUUCACAGAUCUGAAAGAUGGAAGGAAGCUUUUGGACCUUUUGGAGGGUCUGACAGGGAAACCUCUGCCUAAAGAACGAGGCUCCACGAGAGUCCAUGCCUUAAAUAACGUCAACCGCGUGCUGCAGGUCCUGCAUCAGAACAACGUGGAGUUGGUGAAUAUUGGAGGAACUGACAUCGUUGAUGGGAAUCACAAGCUGACGCUGGGAUUGCUGUGGAGCAUUAUUUUGCAUUGGCAGGUGAAGGAUGUAAUGAAGAACAUCAUGUCCGAUCUGCAGCAGACCAAUAGUGAGAAAAUCCUGCUGAGCUGGGUUCGGCAGUGCACGAGGCCUUACAGCCAGGUCAACGUUCUCAACUUCACCACCAGCUGGGCAGAUGGACUUGCUUUCAACGCUCUUGUCCACAGGCACAAACCUGAGCUGUUCAGCUGGGAUAAAGUUAUAAAGAUGUCCCCAGUUGAGAGACUGGAACAUGCUUUCAGCAUAGCCAAAAACCACUUGGGAAUCGAAAAGCUGCUGGAUCCUGAAGAUGUUGCUGUGCAGCUUCCAGACAAGAAGUCUAUUAUCAUGUAUUUAACCUCUUUGUUUGAGGUCCUUCCUAAGCAAGUCACCAUGGAGGACAUCCGUGAGGUGGAGACCCUUCCAAGGAGAUAUAAACAGGAAUGUGAGGAUGGAGAAUUCAGUAUGCAGCAGGCUGUGGGACUUGAAGAGGAGCAGGGUGGUUCUAGAGCAGAGACUCCCAGCACCGUGACAGAGGUGGAUAUGGACUUGGAUAGCUACCAGGUUGCCCUGGAGGAAGUCCUCACAUGGUUGCUGUCUGCAGAGGAUACRUUUCGGGAACAGGAGGAAAUAUCUGAUGAUGUUGAGGAAGUCAAAGAACAAUUUUCUACCCACGAAGCUUUCAUGAUGGAGCUGACCGAGCACCAGAGCAGCGUGGGCAGUGUCCUGCAGGCCGGGAACCAGCUGGUGGCACAGGGCAACCUGUCGCCCGAAGAGGAGUACGAAAUCCAGGAGCAAAUGCAGCUGCUGAACAGCCGGUGGGAGGAACUGCGCGUGGAGAGCAUGGACAGGCAGUCCCGCCUGCACGACAUGCUCAUGGAGCUGCAGAAGCAGCAGCUGCAGCAGCUCUCCGACUGGCUGAYGGCCACAGAGGAACGCAUCCAGCACAUGGAGGCGCAGCUCCUGGCCGAGGACUUAGAGGCUCUUCRGAAACAGCUGGAAGAACACAAAAGCCUGCAGAGCGACCUGGAGGCAGAGCAGGUGAAGGUCAACUCCCUCACGCACAUGGUGGUCAUCGUGGAUGAGAGCAGCGGGGAGGGCGCCACGGCCCUCCUCGAGGAGCAGCUGCAGAGGCUUGGGGAGCGGUGGACAGCAGUUUGCCGUUGGACUGAGGAACGACGACUCAAAUUGCAAGAAAUUCAGUUUCUAUGGCAGGAGCUGCUAGAAGAGCAGUGCUUACUGAAGGCUUGGUUAACRGAGAAAGAAGAGGCUUUAAAUAAGGUCCAAACAAGCAACUUCAAAGAUCAGACAGACCUGAGCRUCAAUGUUCGGAAACUGGCGAUUUUGAAAGAGGACAUGGGCAUGAAGCGACAGACACUAGACCAACUGAAUGAGAUCAGUCAGGAUGUAGCCCAAAUCCUUGGGAAUAACAGAGCAUCCAAGAAAAUUGACCAUGAUCAAGAGGAACUAACUCAGAGGUGGGACAGUUUGGUUCAGAAGCUCGAGGAUUACUCCAAUCAGGUAACCCAAGCUGUGGGAAGCAUAGGGAUGUCUCAGGUUCCCCCGAAGACCCCUGCAGAAACAGCCUUACUGAAGGAGCAGGUCAAACAGUCCCGGCAGGAGCUGCCCCCGCCGCCCCCUCCCAAGAAAAGGCAAAUCCCAGGGGAUGGCGAAGCCAGGAAGAAGUUUGAUGCUGAAAGUGCUGAGCUGAUGAACUGGAUUGCAAAAUCAAAAGCUGCCAUUCAGGCCACAGACAUCAAAGAGUACAAGAAAAUGAGAGAGACUUCAAGCAUGAAAGAAAAGUUGAAGGUGGUAGAAAAGGAAAGGGUUGAAAAAAGCUCACAGUUGGAUGAACUGAAACGAAGCGCACAGAUUCUUUUGGAUCAAAUGGGAAAGGAGGGACUUUCUACAGAGGAUAUAAGAAGCAUGAUGGAGAAAGUACUGUCAGGGUGGAAAGAAGUGAGUCAGUAUCUGGAGGAAGUGGCCAAAAAGAUCAAAUACCAGGAAGACAUAAAUGGUUACUUUAGGGAGAUGGGUGAACUUGAGAAGACUGUAACUGAAAAGGAAGUCUGGCUGAAGGAUGACAGCUCUUCAGCAUCCCAACCUGCAGCAGCCCAGGAGCAGUUAACUCAUCUCUCAAGCGUGAGCCCUCGAUUGGAAGAGCUGAAAUCCACUUGUAGGGUGCUCACCUCUCAGCCCGCGGCCCCCAGUUUUAUUCAGGAGAGCCUGAGCGUUUUUCUGGAUCGCUUCAAGCUGACUAGUCAGAAACUGGAGGAACGUCACCAACGGCUGAAGAAAGAGACAGUUUGYCAGCCCAGCCAGGAUUAUUUGGACUCUCUGAAGAGGCUGAAGGAUAUGCUGAGCGAACUGGAAUGCAAGCAGCAGUCCAUCAUGAGUGGGGUGAAUGACCCAAGUAAGGUGGAAAAGGCCUUACAGCAGACAAAGGCUGUCUGCGAGACACUGGAAGCCCAGAAGUCCAGGAUGGAUAAACUCACGGAAGAAAUGAAAGCUUUAGAGAAACAGGCUGCCCCUGAUACAGCCAAGGUCUACAAGCAAGAACUCCGGCAUGUGCAGGGACACUGGGACAAGUUAAAGCUCAAGACGGCCAAAGAAGUUCAACUACUGGAAGAAAUUAUGUCUAAGUCCAGGAUAUUUGAGGCUGAUUCAAAGGUCAUUCAGAAGUGGAUGGAUGGCGUGAAGGACUUCUUACUGACAGAGAAGGCUGUUCAAGGAGAUAGUGAAGGACUUCAAAGACAACUUGACCAGUGCACAAAAUUUGUUAAUGAAAUGGAGAAGGUUGAACUGUCCUUAAAAGAGAUGAAGGAAAUAGAGUCUGCUUUAAGAAGUCAGCCUGUUGUUGGCAUAAAUACGUGGGCAAAAUCUAGGCUGGCAGACUGCCAGUCGCAGUGGGAGAAGCUGAGCAAGCAGAUCGUUAGUCAGAAAAACCACUUGUCUGAAAGUCAGGAAAAAGCUGUAAAUCUGAAGAAGGACUUGGCAGAGAUGCAAGAAUGGAUGACCCAAGCUGAAGAAGAGUAUCUGGAGAAAGACUUUGAGUACAAGUCCCCUGAAGAACUAGAGAAUGCGGUGGAGGAAAUGAAGAGGGCAAAGGAGGAUGUAUUGCAGAAAGAGGUGCGGGUGAAGAUUCUCAAAGACAACAUCAAGAUGUUGGCCACCAAAGUGCCAUCUGGUGGCCAGGAGCUGAUGACUGAGCUGAACGUGGUGCUGGAGAACUACCAGCUCCUGUGCAAUCGGAUCCGGGGGAAAUGCCACACUUUGGAGGAGGUAUGGUCCUGUUGGAUUGAGCUGCUUCAGUAUCUUGAUCUGGAAACAGCUUGGCUAAAUACUCUGGAAGAAAGGGUGCAAAUGACUGAGAAUCUGCCUGAUAAGUUGGACGCUGUCAAUGACGCUCUUGAGUGCCUGGAAUCAGUGCUGCGUCACCCAGCCGAUAAUCGAACGCAGAUUCGGGAGCUCGGGCAGACCCUGAUUGAYGGAGGGAUUCUUGAUGAUAUCAUCAGUGAAAAGCUGGAGGCCUUUAAUGCUCGCUAUGAGGAACUGAGUCACUUGGCCGUAAGCCGGCAGAUCUCCUUGGAGCAGCAGCUUCAGACCAUGAGAGAAACCGACCACAUGCUGCAGGUGCUGCAGGAAAACCUGGCYGAGCUGGAUAGACAGCUCACGUCCUACCUGACUGAUCGGGUGGAUGCCUUUCAGAUGCCCCAGGAGGCUCAGAAAAUCCAAGCUGAGAUUGCAGCUCAUGAAUCCACUUUAGAGGAGCUCAGGAGAAAUGCUCGCGCUUUCCCUCCUGCUUCCCCUGAAUGCAGGUCUCCCCGUGGUGGAACUCAGCUGGAUGCUUUGCAGAGAAAACUCCGGGAAGUGUCUACAAAGUAUCAGCUUUUCCAGAAACCAGCCAAUUUUGAACAGCGCAUGUUAGAUUGCAAGCGGGUGUUGGAUGGUGUAAAAGCAGAACUUCAUGUCCUGGAUGUGAAGGAUACUGACCCGGAUGUAAUCCAAGCUCAUUUGGACAGUUGCAUGAAGCUCUAUAAAACCCUCAGUGAGGUGAAAUUGGAAGUUGAAACUGUCAUCAAGACAGGAAGGCAAAUUGUGCAGAAACAACAGACAGAUAAUCCCAAAGGAAUGGAUGAACAACUAACAGCACUGAAAUUUCUCUAUAAUGACCUGGGUGCACAGGUGACGGAAGGAAAACAAGACCUGGAAAGAGCUUCCCAGCUGGCACGCCGCCUGAGGAAGGAGGCUGCCUCCCUGUCGGAGUGGCUGGCGGCCACUGAGGCUGAGCUCGUGCAGAAGUCCACCUCGGAGAGCUUGCUCUCUGAUCUGGAUUCCGAAAUUGCCUGGGCUAAGAGCGUGCUGAGGGAGCUGGAGAGGAGGAAGGGCGACCUGAAGAGCAUCACGGAGAGCUGCACGGCGCUGCAGGCGCUCGUGGAAGGCAGCGAGACCUCCCUGGAGGAGAAGCUCUGCGUCCUGAACGCYGGCUGGAGCAGAGUGCGCACGUGGACUGAAGACUGGUGUGACACCCUGCUGAAUCAUCAGAGCCAGCUGGAGAUCUUUGAUGAAAAYGUUGCCCACAUAAGUACGUGGCUGUAUCAGGCUGAAGCCUUGCUGGAUGAGAUUGAGAAAAAGCCAGCGAGCAAGAAGGAGGAAACGGUCAAGCGCUUGACGUGCGAGUUGGACGACGUGAGCCUGCGCGUGAACAACGUGCGGGACCAGGCCCUCGUGCUCAUGAAGGGCCGGGGCGGCUCGUGCCGCGAGCUGGUCGAGCCCAAGCUGGCCGAGCUCAACCGCAACUUCGAGAAGGUCUCUCAGCACAUCAGGAGCGCCAAGAUGCUUGUCGGACAAGAACGAYUUCCUGUCAUGUCAGAGCCUCGUGAAGUCAGAGUGGCUUUUCCAGACCUGGACAAAUUUGAGUGUGACAUACAGAACAUGUUAAAGGUUGUGGAAAAGCAUCUGGAGUUGAGUGAGGAAGAUGAAAAGGUGGAUCAAGAAAGAGCUCAGAUUGAAGAGGUUUUGCAGAGAGGAGGGCAGCUGUUGCAGCAGCCCAUGGAGGACACUAAGAGAGAGAAGAUCCGCCUGCAGUUGUUGCUUCUGCAGACUAAGUACAACAACACACAGCCCAUCCCUGUGCAGCAACGGGCAACAGGCCACUUCGCUCCUGGGGUUCGGGCCUUGCCUUUUUCAGCCGAGUACUUGGUUGAGAUCAACAAGGUCCUGCUGGCCAUGGCUGAUGCUGAGCUGUUGCUGAACGCCCCGGAGCUGAACACUGGCAUCUAUGAGGACUUCUCAACUCAGGAGGAUGCACUGAAGAACAUAAAGGAUAUUUUGGACAGACUUGGGGAUCAGAUUGCGGUCAUACACGAGAGGCAGCCUGACGUUAUAUUGGAAGCGUCUGGACCCGAGGCCAUCCAAAUAGGAGAUGCUCUCACCCAGCUGAAUGCCGAAUGGGACAGAAUUAAUAGGAUGUACAAUGAUCGUAAGUGCUGCUUCGACAGGGCGCUUGAGGCRUGGAGGCAGUUCCACUGCGACCUGAGCGAGCUCUCGCAGUGGGUGGCCGAGGCCGAAGGGCUCCUGGCCGCCGGCCGCAGCGCCGACGGCAGCGUGGCGCUGGAGGCGGCCGCCUUGCACCAGCAGGAGCUUGAGGAGGGCGUGAGCAGCCACCAGAGCAGCGUUUCAGCCCUCAACAGGACUGGGGAGGGGAUCAUACAGAAGCUCUCUGCCACGGACGGGGGCUUCCUGCACGAGAAGCUCGUGGGCUUGAACAGGCGCUGGAAAGCCAUCGCUGCCGAGGUCACGGAGAGACAGCAGAGGCUGAAAGGUGAGAAUCAGCAGCUGAUAGACUACAGGAGGAAGCUUGCUGAGCUGCGUUGCUGGCUGGAAAAUGUAGAAAAUGCUUUGGAUACAAGAUUUACGUUCAACCAUGAAGAAAACUUGAGCGAAUUAAAGGUCUUCAAUGAAGAGAUGGAAGGACAGGGAGACAAGCUGGACUGGCUCAACAGAACUGAACCUGAAGUGAUUUUGGAUAAAAGUGUCUGCCCUCGGGAAAAGGACGAGCUUUCUGAUAGCCUGCAGUCCCUCAAUGUGAGGUGGAAUAAGGUUUUCAAAGAAGUGCCCGACAGACUGAGGAAGCUGGAGGUGCUUGUUGAGCAGCCUCACCUCGCAGUGCCCAGGAAGCGUUCUGAUGUCCAAAAGGUGGUGCUAGUAUCUUCUUCAUUUGAAAUUCCUGUUCAGGCUCAGCAGGCCUUGGAACUCUCAGCACCUGCUGAUCUGGAUAAAACUACAACCGAGCUGAGUGACUGGCUGAUACUGAUUGAUCAGAUGCUCAAGUCGAGCAUAGUCACUGUGGGAAAUGCUGAAGACAUCAGUCGGACCAUUUCACGAAUGAAAAUAACAAAGGUGGAUUUGGACCAGCGACACCCUCAGCUUGAUUCUGUGUUUACGUUGGCUCAGAAUUUGAAAAAUAAAACUUCCAGUUCAGAUGUUAGGACAGUGAUUACAGAAAAAUUGGAGAAGCUGAAGAGCCAGUGGGACGGCACCCAGCACGGCGUGGAGGAGCGGCAGCAGCAGCUCCGGCACAUGCUGGCCGACAGCGUGCGCUGGGACGAGCAGAGGCAGCACAUGGAGCGCCUCAUGGAGCACGCCGAGCUGCGCCUGCGCCUGCUCCUGCAGGCCCCCAAGGAGCCGCUCGCCAAGCAGGCUGCGGACAACAAAAUGUUAGUUCAGGAUUUGCACAGAGGCGACAUCACGGUAGCUGCAUUCAAUGACCUUUCCAAUAAACUUCUUCGGGAGUAUCGAGAUGAUGACACGAGGAGGGUGAAGGAAACCACUGACCAAAUGAAUACUUGUUGGGUUAAUCUGAACCAAAGAGCUGUUGAUAGGCAGAAUUUCUUGGACACUGAGCUGAAGACAGUGCAGACCUUGCACAGGGAUCUGGAGAGCUUCCUCAAGUGGCUUCAAGAGGCAGAGACGACAGUGAAUGUCCUUGCAGACGCCUCCCACCGUGAGGCCGCUGCUCAGGACAGUGCCUGCGUAAGGGAGCUGCGGAAACAGAUGCAGGACAUCCAGGCUGAGAUUGAUGCCCACAAUGACAUCUUCAAAAGCAUCGACGGAAACAGGCAGAAGAUGGUGAAAGCCUUGGGAAACUCCGAGGAAGCUGCUCUGCUCCAGCACCGCCUGGAUGACAUGAACCAGCGCUGGAAUGACCUCAAGGCCAAGUCAGCCAACAUCAGGGCUCACUUGGAGGCAAGUGCAGAGAAAUGGAACAGACUGCUGACAUCCCUGGAAGAGUUAAUCAAGUGGCUGAACACAAAAGAUGAAGAACUGAAAAACCAAAUGCCCAUUGGAGGGGAUGUCCCAACCUUACAGCAGCAAUAUGAUCACUGCAAAGCUCUGAGACGUGAACUGAAGGAUAAGGAACAAACCAUUCUCAAUGCUGUGGACCAGGCGCGGGUUUUCCUUGCUGACCAGCCCAUCGAGGGGCCUGAGGAGCCAAGAAGGAGCUUACAUUCAAAAACAGAAUUGAGCCCUGAGGAGAAGGCCCUGCGAAUUGCCAAGGCUAUGCGGAAGCACUCCUCAGAGGUGAAGGAGAAAUGGGAGAGCCUAAAUGCUAGUGCCAGCAUGUGGCAGAAGCAAGUGGACAAAGCACUGGAAAAACUGAAAGACUUGCAGUGUGCCAUGGAUGACCUUGAUGCUGACUUGAAGGAGGCUGAGAACGUGAGGAAUGGCUGGAAACCGGUGGGAGACCUGCUCAUAGAUUCGUUACAGGAUCACAUUGAGAAAACGGCAGCUUUCAGAGAAGAAAUUGCUCCCAUCAACCUGAAGGUUAAAGCAGUGAAUGAUUUGUGCAGUCAGCUCUCUCCACUGGACCUUUACCCGUCACUGAAGAUGUCUCGUCAGUUAGAUGAUCUCAACAUGCGGUGGAAGCUUUUACAGGUGUCGGUAGAGGAUCGCCUUAAACAGCUGCAGGAGGCACACAGGGAUUUUGGGCCUGCAUCACAGCACUUCCUUUCCACUUCAGUACAGUUUCCAUGGCAGAGAUCUGUUUCACACAACAAAGUGCCCUAUUAUAUCAAUCACCAGACACAAACAACCUGUUGGGAUCAUCCUAAAAUGAUUGAACUCUUCCAGUCCUUAGCUGACUUGAACAACGUUCGCUUCUCUGCCUACCGCACGGCCAUCAAGAUCCGAAGACUGCAGAAAGCUCUGUGCUUGGACCUGUUGGACCUGAACACAACGAGUGAAAUAUUCAAACAGCACAAGCUGAGUCAAAACGACCAGCUCAUUGGUGUCCAGGAUGUGAUCAGCUGCCUCACUACCAUCUACAGUGGACUUGAAGAAAAACACAAAGAGCUGGUGAACGUUCCCCUCUGUGUAGACAUGUGUCUUAACUGGCUGCUCAAUGUGUAUGAUAGUGGCCGAACUGGAAAAAUUCGAGUGCAGUCACUCAAGAUUGGCCUGAUGUCUCUUUCUAAGGGCCUCCUGGAAGAGAAGUACAGAUAUCUGUUCAGGGAAGUGGCCGGCCCCACCGAGAUGUGUGAUCAGAGGCAGCUGGGCCUGCUGCUGCACGACGCCAUCCAGAUCCCGCGGCAGCUGGGGGAGGUGGCCGCGUUCGGCGGCAGUAACAUUGAGCCCAGCGUCCGGAGCUGCUUCCAGCAGAACCACAAUAAGCCAGAAAUUACUGUAAAGCAAUUUAUAGACUGGAUGCGGUUGGAGCCCCAGUCUAUGGUAUGGCUACCMGUCCUACACAGAGUGGCAGCUGCUGAAACAGCAAAACAUCAGGCCAAGUGCAACAUCUGCAAAGAGUGUCCAAUUGUUGGCUUCAGGUACCGAAGCCUAAAGCAUUUCAACUACGACGUCUGCCAGAGCUGUUUCUUUUCCGGCCGUACGGCCAAGGGGCACAAACUGCAUUACCCAAUGGUGGAGUACUGUAUACCUACAACGUCUGGGGAAGAUGUACGGGACUUCACCAAGGUGCUGAAGAACAAGUUCCGCUCGAAGAAGUAUUUUGCAAAGCACCCCCGGCUCGGCUACUUACCCGUGCAAACCGUUCUGGAGGGYGACAACCUGGAAACUCCUAUCACUCUCAUCAGCAUGUGGCCAGAGCAAUACGAUCCCUCGCAGUCUCCACAGCUAUUUCAUGAUGACACACACACCAGGAUAGAGCAGUAUGCUACAAGACUGGCCCAGAUGGAAAGGACCAACGGCUCCUUCCUCACGGACAGCAGCUCCACCACGGGAAGUGUGGAAGAUGAACAUGCCCUUAUCCAGCAGUAUUGCCAGACCCUGGGAGGAGAGUCGCCCGUGAGCCAGCCGCAGAGUCCUGCGCAGAUACUCAAGUCAGUGGAGAGGGAAGAGCGGGGAGAGCUGGAGCGCAUCAUCGCCGACCUGGAGGAAGAGCAAAGGAGUCUGCAGAUAGAAUACGAGCAACUUAAGGAGCAACAUCUUCGGAAAGGAAUCAACCCUCUGGCAUCACCCCCAGACACUGUUGUGUCCCCUCAGCAUGCUGCUGAGGAUGCCGAGCUCCUCGCUGAAGCUAAACUCCUAAGGCAACAUAAAGGUCGCCUGGAAGCAAGGAUGCAAAUACUGGAAGAUCACAACAAACAGUUGGAGUCUCAGCUUCACCGGCUACGGCAGCUGCUUGAGCAGCCYGAGUCAGAGGGCAGAGUUAAUGGCGCCUCUCCGUGCGCCUCGCCGCAGCAUCCCGCGCUCAGCUACCCGCUGGAUCCAGAGACCAGCUCCCCGUUCCAGCACACAGAUGACUUGCUAGCCCCUCCUCAUGAUACCAGCACAGAUCUAACAGAUGUUAUGGAGCAAAUCAACAGCACAUUUCCAGCUUGCUGCUCAAGUUUCCCUGGCAGAUCACAGAGAACAAUCCUGAAACAGGAUCACCUUUUAAGGACCUUCAUCUGAAUCCAGGCUAUAUAUACUCUGCAUUUUUUACCACUUAAGCAAAAUACUUUCCUGUCUGACUUCCAAACAUUAGUUUCUAUGGAUGUAGGAAGCCUACAAAUUGCAAUUAUAAUUCUGCAGCCGUCACAUCCUUGGGUCUCYGUAGAGAAGAAUUAUGAACACCGCAGUGCAGUAGAAAUAGGGUUCUGCAAAAUUACAUUUCUUGGUGAUUUGCUAAAUUUUGGGCCAAGUCGUUUAAAAUACAAGGUGUUUGGAAACUUACGUUAGAGUCCUGAGCAUGCAGCUCCGUGAAGAGGCCUGUGCAUGGUCAUGCUGUGCUGAUGUCUCAUCGUGCUUACAGGCAAUGUGAAGUGCUCCCCUGGGGAGCAACCCGUGCGGCCUCGCGUGCAGCACAGCCCUUUUGGACAGACCACCCAUUGCAAGCGCCGCUUCACCACAAGGCUGCAAGGGACCUGAGAGCUGCUCAGCUCUGACCRCGUGUUCUCCUUGAAACAGUAAAACACUGAAUACCCAAAGAUGAGGCUCUUGUUUUUAUAGUAUUGUUUUCUUCUUCUUCCCUUUCUAUGCAASUGUAAAUUAAUGAGCAGUGGAGUAUUUGUCACUGAUUUGUAUAAAUAUACAGCCGCGGCAUAAGGGGCAAGGGCUUUAUAUAUGUUCUUUUGAUAAUCGUAAAGAGAUCUGCAUAAGGAGUUUGGAGCAAAAUGUUACAUAUAUACAUUCCUUUCAGCUCUUUGCUUUUUACAUUGUAAAAUACCCUCAGUUAUGUUCUGACACAUUUAGUAAUCUAUACUGAUUAUUUAUAUGUUAAGCAUCUGACUACACAGAUUUCUGAAGGCUCGUGAGUUGUUUGCAGGAUUGGCAAAAGAAGUUCUCGUAACCUGCAGUAGUCUUGCUGCUUAACAAAAGUUGCCAUUGGGUGAAAGCUACAGUAUUUUAAUUCCAUUAAAAAAAAAAAAAAAAAAAAAAAAGAUAAACCUGCAUUUCAGGUCAUAAUAAUCAUCAUGCACCAAAAUGGUAUUUUUAGCUUUCUUGUAGUUAUUUCCACACAAAACACUCCAUUUGGAGGAUUAUUUUUUUAAGCCUUACUUUACUUUGAAUCUGGAGAUAGCUAAAAUGAGGACUUAGAUGGUAGCUUAAGUUGUUUUUAGUGAGGUCUAAGUUAGUGUAAUAUCUUCCCUGACUUUAUUGAGAGAGAAAGUUUUGCCGUUCUCUGCUGUGCCAAACUUGUUUCAAGUUUUGGGGUUUACAGGCUGMAGUUAAGCUCAUUUCCACAAGCUCCCCUGCUGAUGACCCAGACACGCUGCUCUCGCCUUCCUCUGGGAAAGGAAGAGACGAUUAGGAAGCCCUUUCCAAUACUGAUCGUUAGUGAUGGAAUCAUUUUUUCAAAACACUGCAGUGCACUUAGAUAGUAUCAUCUGGCCUUGUAAUCUCGCAGCUCAUCUUUGCCUUCGAUGAAUUCAGUUACUUACAUGCUUUGAGUAGGGAUAAUUAUGGAAACAGUGCAUCACUAAUCAUCUGAUCUCUAGCUUUAAUGUUAUCAUGGGAGAUUUUAAUUCUGUCCCUGAGUUUACAGUGUUGCAUGGACACUUGCUUCAAUUUCCGGACAUCCCUUUAGUUGGUAACUCUGCAUGCAAUAUAUUUCACACACAGUGGAGAGAAACCAAACCUUCUUAACCAUUACCGAAGAAAAGGCUCAAAAGGAUAUUGGCAGAGUUAGGAGUGCUGCACGGGGCUGGAUGGGAUGCAGCAGGUUGGGAAUCUUGACCAUUUUGGCCAAGUUACCUCCGUGCUGUUGUCCUGCCCCCCCAGCUCUCCCUGCGGGGCAGCGGCUGCUGCAGGAAGGGCUGGGGCAGCCCGCAGGCUCCGGCAGCGCUUCCCUCUGAAGCCUUGGRCACAUGAUUGAACCACUCGGCCUCAGCUUUCCUCUCUGUAACACGGGGGUGGCAGGACUAACCUCGCAGAGGGGCUGCAGGGCUGCUCUAGCUGAAAAGCUCUAAGCAAAAGCUAUAGGUGAUUUCCAGGCAGGUGGAGCAAGACUGGCAAACUGGGGAGAGAAGAGAUGGGCUACUCUAAAGCCUUCACCUAGUAAGGAGAUAGUGUAAUUAUUUUGAAAAGAAAAAAAAAUAAAGGAGAUAUUUUACAGAAGAGGAAAGCCAUGACCACCUUUCUACCUCAGACCUGUCUUCAUGAGUAGUAUUGGAAAUAGC
Molecule: messenger RNA, 12492 nt
Organism: Nothoprocta perdicaria
Lineage: Eukaryota; Metazoa; Chordata; Aves; Tinamiformes; Tinamidae
Gene: UTRN
Product: utrophin
Exons: 74
Coding region: 152-10285 (3377 amino acids)
Biological process (GO): synaptic signaling
Cellular component (GO): plasma membrane
Molecular function (GO): protein binding; zinc ion binding
Source: RefSeq, a predicted model, not a curated record